AUGGCUAGAAGGAGGCUGAGGCUCGCGUGGAUCCCAAACGAAGCCGCCAGAAGAGCCACGAUGAGAAAGCGCCGCCAAAGCCUGGUCAAGAAAGUGAAAGAGCUCUCCGUCCUCUGCGGCGUCCCAGCUUUCAUCGUCGUUUACUGUCCGGACGAACCGGAACCAACGGUCUGGCCACCCGAGAGGGAAGAGGCCGAAAAGCUGCUGGCCCGGUUCCUAGCCGCGCCGCCGUUCGAGCAGACCAAGAGAACGACCAACCAAGAAACCUACCUCGUGGACCAGGUGGGCAAGCUCCAAGAAGCCCGGGGGAACCAGGAGAAGGUCCUGAACCAGCUCGAGCUCGCCUACCUUAUGGACCAGGUUUUUUCUGAAAUAAACGUUCACUACACAAGGAGGGGGCUGGGCGGGUUGGACCUACAUGGGUUGAACCGGCUGUCGGUUCUGCUGGAGGAGAGGCUGAUUGAGAUCAGGAAGAAGGCUGAGUUCUUUGAAGUUGAACUGAAUGGAUCGUCGUCACUAGGGAGAAAUAAUGUAACCAACGUUAACAAUGACAACGUUGUUGUUCCCGAAAACAUUAAUGAUUUGUUGUGGCAGGAGGACUUCAUGAAUAACAUUAUCAAUCAGGAUGGUGGCGGCGACGACGGCAAUGGCAAUUAA
Messenger RNA from Linum tenue, 657 nucleotides. The record is from the annotation of a GenBank genome assembly. NCBI's taxonomy places the organism in Eukaryota, Viridiplantae, Streptophyta, Magnoliopsida, Malpighiales, Linaceae.